AUGAUGCUUGACUCAGGGAUUGACAGAGGCCUCAUUGAUCUUCUGGAACGGGGCUCAGAGGUUGCUCAGCACCACGCCAUAGCUGUUCUAAAAGCUUUCUACGAGAUGGGCGGGCUGCGCGGACGUUUCCAGGCCGGUCAGCUGAAUCUUCUUCCCUGGGAUGCAAGACUGAGCCUGGAGAGAUUCGUCUUGUCUGAUAGAUCCACAGCGGCAUCGCCAAGGCCUCAGACGGAGGAAGAGACCUUCGAUACGAUUGUAGGUGGAGACCGUAAGCAGAUCCUGAAGGCCAUGCAGGAUCUCAUUCCAAUCAUCGAGAAGGCUGGGAAUCCGAGAAUCCGGGAGAUGAUAUUACGCAGCCCCUUGGUAGAAAGUUUGGCAGACAUGUUGAGGAAUGUGAGUUCCGACCAGGAUAGGAUGGAAUCGGCCUUCCUGCUGACGACACUGGCUUGCUCAGGCGGAGAAUCAGUCCUGCAGAAGUUGCUAGAUCACGACGUUGUCCCUGAGCUGGUGCAGAUAAUGAAUAACCAGGUAGUGGACGUGCAGUAUUCAGCCUAUAUGGCUCUCCGUCAGAUGCUGUUCUGUUCGGGACGCAAAACGCUUCUGAAACAGAUCCUGAAGCCCGACCAAGUGGAGACGUUGUUGGCUCACGCUCUCAGCGCUGGAUCCGUCAAGACCAGGGAGCUGAGCAUGCUCUUGAUCCUCGAUCUGGUCAAAAUGGGAACUAAGUCCUGCGUGGAGCGCAUGUUCGACCUGCAGGUGGCGGAGAAGCUCGUCAGCCUGGAGAAAUCAGGCGGCGUCUUCAGCGGUGUCCUCGUGAACUUCCUCAAGGGGCUCGACAAGAGCAAGGUUCUCUCUGCCGCCGAGAGGAAAGUGAUGAGGCAGAAGGUCGUCUGGAAAGUCAACACAUCGAUGAAGGGCUACGACAAUGAAUCGAGUAUCAUCGCCGCAGUGGAGGCUUACGUUUCUGGAGGUUCCGAGGCUUCCAGCAGCAGCAGCAGCAGCAGCAGCAGCAGACCAUGA
Messenger RNA from Spirodela intermedia, 1020 nucleotides. The record is from the annotation of a GenBank genome assembly. Lineage: Eukaryota; Viridiplantae; Streptophyta; Magnoliopsida; Alismatales; Araceae.